GAAAACUUUAAAGAACAGAAACAUGGGAGUAAGUUUUUAAAUCAACAAGGAAGUGCUUGACAAAAAAAAAGUUAUAUCUAAAUUGUGUGCUAUUAUUGAUUAAAAUUGCUUGUCAUGGAAGGUAUUUUUUUCUCAGCUGCUUUCCAGCAUGUUCGUGAUAAUAUUGAAGAUCUCAAUGAUCGAGUUGGUGCUAGAGAAACUGACAUCAGUUUUUUGAAGGGUUUGAUGGAGUCACCUGUUGUUUGCUCUCUAAUAAAGGUGCAAGAUCAAUUGGAAGAAAAUUGUCAGUCUGAACUACCUGUUGGUAUUGGUUCUAAGUUGCUAAAAGAGGUCAGAAAGUUGUGUUAUAGUACUAAAAAUAAAGAAAAUAUGGAAUUAGCAAAGUUGUUAGAUAAUCCUCAUAUAGAAGCUAUGGUCGAAGCUCAUGACAUUGUUGCUGGUAAGAAAUACGAUUCGCCUCGCCAGAGAGAGUCUCCUCGAGUUUCGACUCCGCCAUUUUUUCAAAUGCGGGCCCAAACCGCAGAAGCUAUUAGAAUGGUUGGAGUUCGCAAAACAGAUGAAGAACCAUUGGGUAUAACUGUUCAGAAUGAUGAUGGUCAUCUUGUUAUAGCCAGGAUUCUUGCUGGUGGCAUAAUUGACCGUCAAGGCUUGCUGAAUGUCGGUGAUACAAUACUUGAAAUAAAUGGGGUUGAAUUGGAUUCUCCUGCAGAGUUGCAGCAGCAGCUUUCAAAAUCAUCGGGAAGUGUGACAUUUAAAAUUCGCCCUUCAAAUUCAGAUACUAUUCCUCCAGCCCAGACAUACGUGAAAGCACUAUAUGCAUAUGAUCCAUCAAAAGACUCAUUACUACCAUGUAAAGAAAUUGGCCUUGCAUUUAAACAAGGAGAUAUAUUACAAAUUUUGAAUCAAGAUGACCCUAACUGGUGGCAGGCUCGACGACUUGAAACUGACGGCCACGCUGGAUUAAUUCCUUCUCAAGAGCUUGAAGAGCGUCGUCGGGCUUUUGUUCGCCCACAGUAUGAUCAUGCUACUAAAAGUACGAUGUGUGGGACAAAAAUCACUAAAAAGAAACGUAAGACAAUGUAUCAGAGCAGAGCUAAUGCAGAGUUCGACAAAGCUGAGUUGCUUCUGUAUGAAGAAUGUGCCAAAAUGCCGCCGUGUGAAUGGGAAAGAAAAACUUUAGUACUGCUUGGAGCCCAAGGCGUUGGUUGCCAAAUAAUGAAGAAUAAGCUCAUACGGGAUGAUCCAUCCAGAUUUGGUACUCCUGUAGCUCAUACUUCAAGACCAAUUAGAGAAAAUGAAGAGGAUGGAAAGCACUAUUGUUUUGUAACUCGUGAAGCUAUGGAGGUGGAUAUUGCCGAAAAUAAAUACCUUGAAUUCGGGGAGCUUAAUGGACAUCUGUAUGGCACUAAACUGGAAUCUGUUAGAGCUAUAAUCCGUUCUGGGAAAAUGUGCAUACUAGACUGCAACCCACAAGUUCUAAAAUACCUAAAGACAUCCGAGUUUAUGCCCUACGUUGUUUUCAUUGCUGCCCCUCCAAUGGAUCAACUAAGGCACAUGCAGUUUGAUUCUGGAAGAAGUUAUAAUUAUAGCAGCAGAAAUCUUACUUUUGACCGUGCUCUGGGCAGACAUGGAUCAAGACGUGCAAGGACCAUGGAAAGUUUGGCUUCAUUAUAUGAGGAAGAAGAUCUUCAAACCACAGUUGAAGAAAGUGCCAGGCUGCAGCGUGCAUAUGAAAGAUACUUUGAUUUAGUUCUUCUAAAUGCAAAUUUUAAUAAAACCUUUGAAGAACUGAAAGCUGCGAUUGAUGCAUUGACUACACAACCACAGUGGGUGCCUAUAUCUUGGGUUUAUUGAGGUCCAGCAAGAUUGUUCAUACUUCAACAUAUUUUAUAACAAUGUGUGAUAAAAAAAAAUUAGUUUUGAACUAAAAGCUCUGAUUUUAUGACAGUUGUUGAAUCUUUAUGUAUGUAUAAGGUGACCAUACGUUUAAUUUUGAACAAGAUAAUGCCUUUUCAGGCAGCCUGCUUGUUGUCCCAUCAAGUUUUCGAACGCUGCAAUAUUUUUUAAGUGACAGAAAGGGAGGCAGAAUGUUUUAGACAAAAGUCGCUGGGUGGCAUUGUGUUAGCAUUUUCUUACCAAUGUAAAUCAUGCAAACUUUUGCAUAUUUAUUGAUUGUUUUAUAUCUUCCAGACCUCAAUGCACCAGCAUAAAAGGAGUUUGCACUUAUGAAUAAUUUUGGUUUCUAGUGGAAAAACACAUUUGCAAAUUAUAAUUCUUGAAGUAAUGUUGAUUACAAGAGUAAAUAAUAUAAAAUCCUGCCAUAGAUUUCAUUCUUGAUUAAAAUUUUCACCAAAUGUGCUCAGGCAAUUUUAUGCAUUAAAAAUGCAAUGCUACAUCAACUCUGAUUAUUUAAGUGUUAAUUUUUUUAAUAAGCAUUAAGUAAAAAAUAUGCAAUUUCUUUUUUAAAUGUACUAGCAGCAGGCUCGUUAUUUAGAGGGAUCAGGAGGUGGCAAUUGACCCCCCCCCCCCCCCCCCCCCCGCUUUGAAAAAUAAGUAAAUCCAUAUAUGUUGGCGUAAUUUUAUUUAUUCAUUUAUUUUUUCAGUGUAAGAUGCAUUAAGUAUAUACCCUUUGAUCCCUUCUGGAAAAAAUUGAAAUGAUGGGCCUGACCAGCAGUUGCCUAAUUUUGUUAACUGUUUCACUUUGAGGGAAAACAAUAAAUGGUCACCUUAUGUAUGUGUGUGAGAGUUUAAUCUGAGAUACGUCAUGUUGACAGAGACUAUUAAAAAAUGAAAAAUGCUCAAUGUAAAUUCACAGUUCAUAAUAUAGUUUGUCAUAUUUGUCUUGUAUUGUCAAUUACUUACCUUUGUUUUCUGGAAAGCAUUUAUCUACUCAUUUCAUCUAACCAUGUGUCGGUAACAACUUAAAAUGGUUUAAAAUAAUCUGAAUGUCUCAUGUAUUGUAUUUCAGCUUUCAAUUUAACCCCUUGAAAUAUGAUAGGAUCUCGGAGGCAUGUAUCUACAGUGCAAGGACGGAUCCAGCUUUUAGUUUUGAAAAUGCACAAGGGUCAUUUUUGACAAUAAAUACCCCCCUAUUUAUUGUCAAAAAUGACUCUUGUGAUCUUUGGCGGUGAUCUUUCCCCCUAAGUCCCCUUGUGGUCUUUUUAAAAACAUAAGUCCCAAAAUUUCUGCUUCAUGCUAUCUUGGAUCACUUACAGGGAGAUCGUGACCCCCCCCCCCCCAACCCCUUCUGGAUCCACACCUGCUACAACUGACAUUUGAAACUGUUUAAGCCUAUGAUGGAACAUGAAAUGAAAGACAUCUAUACAUCAUGGUGUGCCAAAGGAUAAUGUUAUUAUAAAUUUAUUGUAAUUUGCUAGGGGGAAUUGUUAGGGUUAAUUUCUUACACUAUUCAGUUGAGAAAAAAAAUGAAUUAUCUCCAAAUUCACUUUUAUUUUUAUUGCAUUGUAAAAAUGUCAAAAGAUUAUUGAGAAAAUGGACCUGGCCCAAGAAAAUGGAUCUGGUCCAAAAUGGACCAGGACACAGAUGCAUGAGUAUCCUCCUAAUUGUGUAAUUGGGGAAAAUUUGUCGUCAACAUUAGUUAAGAGCGCUAAGUCUUAUGCAGUGGACAAAAGACGGGCACUCAUUUUCCAAUUGGAAUUCUAUGGGAUGGGCUGCUGACUGUUGGUAUGCAUUCAGAUGAGUAAUUAAGGGUGGAUCCUGUUUUUGCUUUUGAAGGCGGAUUGGCUAAAAGGGGGGGGGGGGGGACUUAAAGUGCAAUUUUCAGACAUAAAUAGCGGAUCUGAGAUGAAUUUUUUGAAAUAUGCAUCCCGAAAAUGCUGCUUUAGGCUAAAUUUCAUUACUUAUUGACUAGAGGGUGGGAGGGGUAUGGUACCCCUUCUGGAUCUGCGCUUGUUAAUAGUGAUGCUUGCUAAAUUGCAAACAAAAAAUCGUCCUCACAGGAUUAAGUUGUAUGCUUUUAAAUUGUCUUAAGCUCUGCAUUGUUUUGUAUUAUUGAUUCUUGAAAUGUAAAAAACCUGGUGAAUUGAUGCUGCGGUCAUUUUAAAUAAUGUAUUGGUGCUCGCAGUUAAAAUCAAGCUUUGUAUUGCAUUAUUGGUUGAGUUUAUAACUCAAGUAUUUGCUUGAGGUGCAACAAAUUAUAUUUAUUUAAAAUAUUUGUUACGUUUAAUGGUAGGAGUGAAUCCUUUGUUAUAUUUUAAUGAUUAUUUUAGGUUUUGAGAAUCUCAUAUGCAUUAUUUUUCUUUGUAGGUGGUGGUAAAGGAUUUUAUUUCAUUUAAAGAUAUAUUGAUAUUUUAAAAAUAUUUUUAGUUUUUAUUUCUGUAUUUUAGACAUUUUUACUUUUGCUUGGCCAUUUUUCUGUUGUUUCAGCUUUUUAAAAAAGGAUGUGAUAAAUAUUGUUUUGGGUAUUUUCAUGACUGAUAAAUGUCAAAUCAGUUGUUGUAUGCACUUAAUUUUAAAGUGAUUCAGAUUAUGAGUUUUUUAAGCAGCUAUUUUUUUCUAGAUUUAUUUUUACUUUUACUUUUACACUAAUGAACACAAUUUAAAUCCCAAGUGCAUUACAUUGUAUUUCAUAAACAUUCCAUUUCCCUGAUAUAUUUAUACUAACUGUUUUAUAUACCUUGUGUCGUUUUUACUAUGGCUGUCGUUUAGCAAUCCUUAUAUCAUAUUAUUGUGUAGCCGUUUUUUUUCUAAUCACAUAUAUUUUCUCUGAAAGUUUGAAAUAAAUUUCUAGGACUAUGU
Molecule: messenger RNA, 4758 nt
Organism: Uloborus diversus
Lineage: Eukaryota; Metazoa; Arthropoda; Arachnida; Araneae; Uloboridae
Product: protein PALS2-like
Cellular component (GO): plasma membrane; cell-cell junction
Molecular function (GO): protein binding
Source: RefSeq, a predicted model, not a curated record